UCUGUAAUUCCCCUGCUCUUAUCCUACGCACCCCGUCACACUUCCAAACACCUUUUAAUUCCUCACUUAAAAAUGGACAAGCCUCUGCCAAUAACAGAACCUUGGCGACCCGACCCAGUACUAUUCCGGCCACCGGAGACGCCACGUGAGCCGAUGGAGUUCCUCUCACGCUCAUGGAGCCUAGCAGCUUCAGAAGUGUCUAAAGCUCUAGUCCCACAGCACCCGCAAAUGAUUCUCACAAAGACAUCAAGCAGUGUGAUACUGGAAGAUUUAGCUGGCGAGCUGGAGGACCAAAAUGGCGCCGUUUCAGGAAACCCGUUCUCUUUUGCUUCCUCUGAAACUUCCCAGAUGAUCAUGGAGCGUAUCAUGUCACAGUCGCAGGAGGUGUCUCCACGCACAUCAGGAAGGCUCUCACACAGCAGCGGCCCUCUUAACGGAACUCAGAGCUGCGGCUCCCUGACCGAUAGUCCUCCCGUUUCUCCCUCCGAAAUCGACGAUAUCAAGCUUUGUCGACCCAAUAACAAUGCCUCCGGCAACAACCUCCACCAUCUUCAGUUUAAUACCAGCUCUGUGUUCCGUGCUUCUGCAGCUCCGGUUGCGACAUCAGGCGGUGGGAAGACUGUGGGACGGUGGCUGAAAGAUAGGAAGGAGAAGAAAAAGGAGGAAACCCGUGUAUACAAUGCGCAACUGCAUGCUGCGGUUUCGGUUGCUGGUGUUGCUGCUGCUGUGGCUGCCAUUGCUGCAGCCACCGCUGCUUCAUCUGGCUCCGGAAAAGAUGAGCAAAUGGCUAAGACAGAUAUGGCUGUGGCUUCUGCUGCCACGCUUGUUGCUGCUCAAUGCGUAGAGGCUGCUGAAGCCAUGGGUGCUGAACGUGAACAUUUGGCUUCUGUUGUGAGCUCUGCUGUCAACGUCAGAUCAGCCGGUGAUAUAAUGACCUUAACCGCUGGAGCAGCCACGGCGUUGAGAGGGGCAGCCACGUUGAAGGCACGGGCAUUGAAGGAAGUGUGGAAUGUAGCGGCAGUGAUUCCAGUGGAGAAAGGAAUGGGUGGGGGUGGAAGUAACAACAAUGGGGGUGGUAGUAACAAUGGUAGUUCCAACGGUAGUUUCAGCGGUGAGAUUGUUCCUGAAGAGAAUUUCUUAGGUAUUUGCAGUAGAGAAUUGCUUGCUAGGGGUUGUGAGCUACUAAAGCGUACCCGGAAAGGUGAUCUUCACUGGAAAAUUGUUUCUGUUUAUAUUAACAAAUCGAAGCAGGUUAUGUUGAAGAUGAAGAGUAGGCAUGUUGCUGGGACCAUCACAAAAAAGAAAAAGAAUGUUGUGUUGGAGGUGAUCACAGAUAUUCCCUCGUGGCCAGGCCGCCACUUGCUUGAGGGAGGCAACAACCGGCGAUACUUCGGGUUGAAGACAGUUAUGCGUGGGGUUGUCGAAUUCGAAUGCAAGAACCAGAGAGAGUAUGAUAUAUGGACUCAGGGUGUGUCAAGGCUCCUCACUAUUGCUUCAGAAAGAGGCAAUAGACAUUGAGCUUAAUGGGUUGUUUUGGUUUUCUAUUGUAAAAAGUUGAAAUAUUAAAGAGUUGUCCAAAUGGGGUCCCUGUGCUUUAAAUUCUGGGGGGAUAAUUUCUUGAGCUUUUGUGGGUAUUUUGAAGUGGAAAGAUUAAAGUGAUUUUGAAUGGAGAGGAAAGAGGGUAAACCAUGUGAAACUGGCCAUUGGUGUUCCUGUGUUGUGGAAUGAAAUGGAGUAUCUUGGACUGAGAUGGUCAAAAAGAGAAGAAAGGAAUCUGAUUUUGAGGAAAGGAAUAUAAAUAAUAUUGAAGACAAAGGCAGGCCCAGAUUCUUAGUCCUUUUAUUUUUUAUUUUUAAUUUAUCUGGAUUUUUGUCCUCUAUUUAUUAUUUUGUCUCCUAGUUUUAGGCUUUAAAAUUUGGUGGAACCAAUGAUUGUCUUUAUAUUUUUUGGGUAAUCUUCCACUUUUUAUAUUAGUUUUGUUUGAAUUUAAGUGAUGAAGAGCUGGUCUGGUGACUUCAA
Mangifera indica (mango) is the source of this 2019-nucleotide messenger RNA. Its product is annotated as VAN3-binding protein-like. The transcript has 7 exons. The record is from RefSeq and is a predicted model, not a curated record. Gene Ontology annotation, biological process: leaf vascular tissue pattern formation; phloem or xylem histogenesis; auxin-activated signaling pathway. Bases 73 to 1518 code for a protein of 481 amino acids. Lineage: Eukaryota; Viridiplantae; Streptophyta; Magnoliopsida; Sapindales; Anacardiaceae.